UCCCUCCAACUGGAGAGAUAACAGCAGAGCCAGAUCCAGCCCCAGAACCCACCUGCCCCUGGGACGUGACCACCAAGAACCUUCUGAGGGAGGAGAAGCCUGACUUCUUGGAGUUCCCUCCCUGGCUGGUGGCAGAGCAGUUGACACUGAUGGAUGUGGAGCUCUUCAAGAAAGUGAUGCCCCAUGACUUCCUGGACUCCAACUGGUCCCAGUGGGACAACAGGGCCAAUGAGCACCUUGCACCCACUAUCCAUGCCACCAUGACCCACUUUAGCAGAGUGGUCAAAUGUGUCAUCACCACCUGCCUCGGGGACCCGAGCAUGACGGCCCAGGACAGGGCCAGGGUGGUGGAGCUCUGGAUCCAGUUGGCCAAGGUAAGAUGUUGGAGGGUUCAGCUGUGUUCUUCCCGGGUUUCCUGA
This is a messenger RNA of Diceros bicornis minor, 419 nucleotides long. RefSeq names its product ral-GDS-related protein-like. Gene Ontology annotation, cellular component: plasma membrane. Bases 150 to 419 code for a protein of 89 amino acids. The record is from RefSeq and is a predicted model, not a curated record. The transcript has 3 exons. Gene Ontology annotation, molecular function: guanyl-nucleotide exchange factor activity. Lineage: Eukaryota; Metazoa; Chordata; Mammalia; Perissodactyla; Rhinocerotidae. Gene Ontology annotation, biological process: Ras protein signal transduction; positive regulation of GTPase activity.